AUGGCACCAUGCAUAUUAUUAUAAAUUAUUAGUGCUAUGUUAAAAAGACAUAAUGAAAGAGAAUUUGCAUAUCUCUUUCCACAUGAACCUACAAUUGUAUAUGCUAAAUUAGAAGAUGAAUUUGGUUAUAGUUUAUCUAAUGCAUCUAUGGUUAGUGAAUUAUUAAAAAAUUCUGAUAGAUUAUAUGCAAUUCCAAAAUCAUUUACGAAAGAUGUAAUUGGUAAAAUACAUGUUACUCAUAAUUUGAAUGAAUUAACAUUUAUGUUGAAAAGUCUUACUUAAACAAUUAUAGCAAAAUUAGAUGGUAAUAUUAUAAUCAUUAUCUAUAUAGAGGCCGAAUUAGGAUCUCCUGAAACUUAAAUGGAAAUUAUGUAUUUAAUAAUUCUUGCAGGUUUCUCAUUAUAAAAAUCAAUUAAUCAUAAUACAGCUCUUACAUUAAAAAGAAUAUUUGAAAAUGAAAGAUUAUAAUUCUUAGAUGAUCAAUCAUAUGCAUCAAUUUCUUAAUUAUUGAUUAAGUUAUUAUAAUUUUGGACUAAUGACUAAUCUUUUAAGAUUAGUUUCUUCUUAAUUUAAAUGUAGAUUUAUUAGAAAUACUUACUAAAAGUGGUAUCUAUUUUUCAAAUCUCUAAUUUAGCUGUCUUCUCCAACUCAUAUAAAACUCCACAAAUUGUAAAUAGUCUUAUGUCUGUUUCUAAAUUAGAUUUUGUUAGUGCUUAAACCAGAUCUAGAAUUAUUAAACUUAUUUCAUUUCUAUCAAGACCAUAAUUUAUAAACUGUUUCUAACCCAGAUCUUAUGAUGGUCCUUUAACACUUAAUUUACCUCCAUAACCAAAAAGAAAAAAUGAAGAAUAUAUACCUACUAUUUUUGAAUAACCAAAUAGAAAUUCAAAAAGAAGAUAAGUAAGUGCUGCAUCUAGAAAUUAAAAUGCUUUUGAAUAACAAUAAGAUUUUAAUCAAUAUCCAUAUAAAUAGAAUGAUUCAAAUUAAUAUCCUUAUAGAUAAAAUGAUUCAAAUCAAUAUUAAUACUUGAAUAUAUCAAAAUAACAUCCUAUAACUUAAUAAUUUGGAUAUUAAUCCUAACCCUUACAAUCCAAUUAUCCACUUCCUCAAUAGAGUACUAUAUAUUCCAAACCUUAAUUAAAUAUAAAUAAUAGACCUCAAAGUAAUAGAACUUAAAAUCAAUAUGUUGGUGGUAAUAUGCUUUAGUAAGUCUUCGAUGAAUUAGUUUAAGAUUAUCUUAAUUUAAUUUCUACUGAAUUUAAUGAAGAAAUGUUAUAAUUUGCCAUUUAAAAUUUAAGUGAUGCAAUUGAUACAACCAUAGUCCAGAAGCAUUUUAAAAGAUUCUCAAUUUAUUAGAAAUUGCAAUGAGUCCAAAAUUUUUAGGAAUGUAGUUAAGAAUUUUAGAAGCAUUAUCUAAGAAUAUGAAUCAAGACUUAAAUUAAAAUAAAUACCUAGAAUUAUGAAAGCUUUUCCUUAUUAACCUAAAGAAUUUUAAUCAAUAUUGUAUGAUAUGUUUAUUAGCUACAAUUUUUAAGUUGAUGUACUCACUGUUAUCAGCAUGAUUGAAUCAGCAUAUCCGAGAAUUUAAAUGUUGAGGAUUAAAAUACUUUCAUUAAUGUCUGACCCAUAGGGACUCUAAAAUACUAAUAAUUUAUCUAUUUAAUUGAAAAUUACAUUAAAAGUUUAAUGGAUU
Paramecium sonneborni is the source of this 1693-nucleotide messenger RNA. The record is from the annotation of a GenBank genome assembly. NCBI's taxonomy places the organism in Eukaryota, Ciliophora, Oligohymenophorea, Peniculida, Parameciidae.